AUGACUGCUAAUCCCCCAGCCCGUUGCUGCACGUAUGUCUCCUAUCCACCGGACCGGUCCACGGAGAAUUCCAUCCUCUUCCUCACCGACGCGAUGGGGCACCGCUUCAUCAAUGCCCAAUUGAUCGCCGAUCAGUUUGCCGCCAAUGGCUACUUCGUUGUCAUGCCGGAGCUCUUUCAUGGUGACCCUAUUCCGAUCAACUACGGGGCCGAGUUCGAUAUCUGGGGCUGGUACGAGAAGCAUCUGCCCCCUCGGGUAGAUCCCAUUGUCGACGCCAUCCUUGGGGAGAUGCGCACCACCCUUGGCUGCAAGCAAAUCGGAGGCGUUGGGUAUUGUUUCGGGGGAAAGUAUGUAUGUCGAUACCUCAAGACUGGCAAGCUGGACGCGGGAUUCAUUGCCCACCCGACCAUGGUGGAGGCGGACGAGGUGGAGGGGAUCGACGAGGAGAUACUAGGUCAACUUGGGUUUCCAUUCCAAAUCAAUUUAUUCUCUGAUGUGGAGCACGGCUUUGCGGUCCGAUGCGACCUGUCGCAGCGCCGGCAGAAGUUCGCCAAAGAAAAGGCAUUUGAGCAGGCUGUGGCGUGGUUUGAUGAGUACGUCAAGGAAUGA
Messenger RNA from Aspergillus sclerotioniger CBS 115572, 609 nucleotides. RefSeq names its product dienelactone hydrolase family protein. The transcript is spliced from 3 exons. Gene Ontology annotation, molecular function: hydrolase activity. Lineage: Eukaryota; Fungi; Ascomycota; Eurotiomycetes; Eurotiales; Aspergillaceae. The coding region runs from base 1 to 609 and encodes 202 amino acids. The record is from RefSeq and is a predicted model, not a curated record.